Molecule: messenger RNA, 1866 nt
Organism: Pecten maximus
Lineage: Eukaryota; Metazoa; Mollusca; Bivalvia; Pectinida; Pectinidae
Product: neuronal acetylcholine receptor subunit beta-3-like
Exons: 1
Coding region: 77-1279 (400 amino acids)
Biological process (GO): nervous system process; regulation of membrane potential; chemical synaptic transmission
Cellular component (GO): neuron projection; membrane; synapse
Molecular function (GO): neurotransmitter receptor activity; transmembrane signaling receptor activity; extracellular ligand-gated monoatomic ion channel activity
Source: RefSeq, a predicted model, not a curated record
UACUUCGCUGUCAGACUGUUGAUUACAUUAACAAGUUACAGUAACACUUUCAGUGUACUGGGUGUGAGCAUUCACUAUGGGCUAUUUACGUGUUAUACUCAUUUUCUGUGCUGGAGCAUGUAUAUCCGAAGUCCGCAGCACAUCCCAAAAACAACUUCUUCAUGACCUCUUUAUUGACUAUGAUAAAAGGAUUCUGCCUGUUCUCAACAGAAGUCACCCGGUAAAAGUUCAGCUGGGACUGUCACUACAUACCAUCAGGGAUCUCGAUGAAAAGAACCAAGUGUUGACGAUAAAGGCUUAUUUUGUGUUGUUUUGGGUUGACCAAUUCCUUGUGUGGAACUCGACUCAAUACGACAACACAGAAUUCAUCAUGGUGCCUUUACGCGAUAUCUGGAUCCCCGACGCUGGGAUUUAUAAUGGCAUUAACUCCUUUGAAACAAUAACUGAUACUAGAUCUUACAUCGGAGUAUUUCCUGAUGGCAGUAUAAUUUGGACGCCCGGCGGGGACUACUCUAUCCUCUGUGACGUUUCAGUCUGGAACUACCCAUUUGAUAGCCAAACAUGUGUGCUGGAGGUCGGUCCGAAGUUCAGUCAUCAUUCAAUGCAGCUAUUCACUGCUAUGUUUGAUAAAGUUGAUCUGGUGAUAUUGCGUGAAAAUUCUGAAUGGGAAUUUCUUAGUUCUGAUUGUAAUUGUCGUGUAAGUGAUUUGUCCACAUCAACAUGUGACAUCAGGAUGACGAUACAGAGACGACCAGAACACUUUGUGCUCCAUCUAGUAUCCCCGGUCAUAUUGUUGGCAGUGAUGAACCCUGUGACGUUCCUGAUACCUCCCACGUCCGGUGAGCGCCUGUCCUUUGGAAUGGCUUUGUUCCUGAGCUUUUCUCUUCUGAUGAACUCGAUUUUGGAUAACCUACCUGUUUCACGUAACGAAACUUGCUAUUUUACACUGUUCGUACAGGGAAUGUUUUGGUUCGGUGGCAUGCAAUGUUGUAUAAGUUGUGUAAUUACUCGGUUGAGUUCUAGAUCUCCGAGCCACCCUGUACCUUCAUGGAUACCGCGAGUUCUCUGUUUAUCUCGGAACAUUUCCCAAAACACACAAGUAGGAUGCACCAAUAAUGAUUCAAACGUAGAUUUGACAAAUGACGUCACAGUUGAAGUUUGCAGUGAUAGCUGGACCUGGAUAGAGGUGAUGCUGAGACUAGACUUCGUACUAUUUAUUGUUUUUAAUAUCCUAACAAUUGUUAUCAUUGUAGCAGUCCUGGUCACGAUUUUACCAUAGGACUUUGAUGUAAGGGACCUCGUUUUAUAUAAAGAGAAUACAAAAAGGUGUUAUAUUUACAUCUGUGUGGCAUUGUCACUACUGAAGUAUCUGUUUGAAAGCUGUAUCGUUGAUGUACGUUUAAAUCAGCGUAUUUAUACAACACAGACCGGAACUACAAUGUAUCCAAUGAAUGAAAAAUGAAUUUCAACAUGAAUUAUUAUGAAAACAUGCCAUAUGCGCAUUAUCGUGAUGAUAAACUCUUAAACAAAAUCGACGUAUUUAUUAAAUUUCCCAUGUACUAUUUUGUUUGACAAUCAGCAUGCAAUCAUGUAUGUUCCAGCUAUUCCAUCUAUUGACCAAAAAUUUUGAUGACUGUUGGUAAGGCGGGAAUUAUGAAUUCAAAAUAUGAUCUUUUAGCGGAAAAAAAAUUGUUAAAAGUUAGAAGAACGUAAAUAUAAGCGUUGAACCUUUUUUAUGAACAAAUCAUAAUGUGCUAUGGCAUUUAUUGGUGUUAAUUAGAUAUACAUCCCUAUACCUUGGGUGACAUUUAUCGGCGUUAAUUAGAUAGACAUGUACAUGUAUCCCUAUACCUUGGAUGACAUGUA